UAAUUGGAUCUGUUUCACAAGACCACUGUUCAUAUAAUACUCUUAUGCUAUGAGUGACGAUUGUCAACCACUGGACCAAAUGAGUUUGUGCACUGUCCUUCUGAGUUGCUCCACAUAAUCCAAUCACAUGCGCUGAGAGGCGGGCUUAAAGGAGGCUAAUAUUGUCUUUGUCUCAGGUGAGGUCACGCGGCACAACAUGGAGACAGGUAAAGGUGAGACACUGAGGCCUGGGAGGACCAGAUGACUGACUUCUCCACUGGCAGUGAGGAGGGACUCCUGCCCAAUGCUCCAGUCUAACCCACAGCCAUUUUUUGUGGGACUCUCUUCCGAACAAUGCACAUAAGGAUAAACUUUGCUCUGCCACUUCUUGGAUUAUAGAAUUUGUUUCAUGAAAUUAUUAUAAUUAUGUCAAGAGUCCUUUGGAUCAAUUCACUCUGUGAAGACCAGUCACAAUAUGGCUUGUAAUCUAAAAUGAACAAUAAUGGAUUCAUAGCAGCUUCUUCCUGCACCAUUGCAGUGGAGUUUCCUUUUGUGGAUCUAAUCCUCGUGACUAGUAUUGACCCACUGAACCUCUAGUUUUCCCUAUCCACCCUCUUUCCCUUUAGUAGCUCAGGCCCUGGAUGAGGGUUAGAGGGGAGGUCGGCACUUUGCCAUGGCUCAUUCGUCUGACACGGCACGUAAAGACAUGACGAAUGGGGCUCAGACCAGUGCCCAGCCAGGUCCCUCGGGCACUUCUACUCUACCACGCUACCUGCACAAGAAGCAGCAGCGCCAGAAAGGAGUGAGAUCUUCCUCUCCUAUGGGGAGGGUCAUCCUCAUCAAUUCACCUGUCGAUGGUGGGGAUGAAAGUGAAGACAUCCACACAAUUACUGUGGACAAAAGUGAGGAUGGCAGGCUGGGCUUCAGUGUGCGGGGAGGCUCUGAACACGGCCUGGGGAUCUUUGUCAGCAAAGUUGAGGAUGAGAGUUCUGCAGAGUUGGCAGGCCUGUGUGUCGGGGAUAAGCUGGUUGAGGUGAAUGGAAUAAGUCUGGAGAGCAUCACUAUGAGCAGUGCUGUCAAAGUCCUCACUGGAAAUAAUCGUCUGCGCAUGGUGGUAAGACGUGUGGGGAAGGUGCCAGGUAUCCGCUAUUCGAAAGAGAAGACUACAUGGGUAGAUCUAAUUCACCGAAGAAUGGUAGUGGAAGAAAGUGGUCGCACACCUUCAGAGGCCAGUUCAGAUGGAGCCCUGCGCAGAAUAGUGCACCUUUACACAACCUCAGAUGACUACUGCCUGGGCUUCAACAUCCGCGGUGGCAAAGAGUUUGGCCUGGGCAUCUACGUCUCAAAGCUGGACCCUGGUGGCCUGGCGGAGCAAAAUGGAAUUAAAAUGGGGGAUCAGAUUCUGGCGGCCAAUGGAGUGAGUUUUGAGGACAUCACACACAGCAAUGCAGUAGAAGUGCUAAAGAGUCACACUCACGUGAUGCUGACCAUUAAGGAGGCUGGCCGAUAUCCUGCUUACAAGGAGAUGGUGGCAGAGUACAGCUGGCUUAAUAAAUUGGCUAAUGGAGGCCAGCCCGCUUCCUCCCAGGGUUCAGACUCCUACUCCUCCACUUCCUCUCUCUCCUCCGGGACGCCGGUCAGCUCUCUCAGUGGUCUCUCGCAGGUCAUGUUCCCUCCUGUGUUUGGCUCAGAGAUGGUGGAUGUCUGUAUCUCCACUGAGGACCGCUCACGCCGGCCCAGCUCUGAACGGAUAGAGACCGCCAUGCAGACGGACCCGCAGGAGCCCGAUGCCUCAUCAAGAUCUAGUAGGGUCUUAACCACAGAAACCAGCCGAACGGUUGGCGAAACUGUCAUGUUAAAAGACACAGUAAUACGCAGCGGGACUGCCAAAACUCGGACAAGGACCUUCUCUGCUGGGGAUAAAGAGACUUUGGACUCUCCUAAAACGGCAGUCCUAAUGGCUCUCAGCAAGCCUCGCAAACCCAUCCGCCGAUCUCAGAGUCACAUCACUGUGUCAGAGGACAAGCAGAAGAAAAGGAGGCAUCAAAAGGUCAAGGUAGAGACGGAGAGAAGCACCCUGCAGCGCUCCAAAACCUUUGUCAGCUUGCUCUUUAAAAGUGGACGCAGGCGGGAAAGGUCGUCCUCUAGAGACAGGAAGGACAAAGGGUCAGGUGACGGUCACAGAGGAAGAUCCAAAUCCCCAAAACAUUUAGAUAAUGAACCUGGUAAAGAGCGGGGUCGACCCAUAAUUAACCUGUUGAGUUCUCCCAGAGAGACUCGAGCUGGUAUGAGGGAGCACAGCCCCAUCCCCAGCCCGGAGACCAUGGCCAUGUUGGAGGAUAUGGCCCGCAAACUGCUCACCGAGGAUGAGGUAGUGGCUGUCAUGAGACACUGUAAAAGGUUUCUAGUUGAGCGUGUGGUUGAGGAUCUGGUGCGCCCCCUGCUGGCCAUCUUGGACAAGCCUGAGAAGCUUCUGCUGCUGAGGGAGGUUAGAAUGAUCAUCCCUCCCACAGAUCUGGGCCGUUUUGACAGUAUGGUGUUGCCCUUUGAGCUUGAAGCCUAUGACAUACUCAAAAACCGCUCUGUAAGAUCUCCUGUCCUGCAUUCUCCUCGUCAUGGUGGAACACCCCGUCGCCAUUUAAUAACCCCCAUCCCAGAUUACCGGGGUGGAUUCCACCUUCAGCCGGUACAGGAUCUGGAGAGAGAACGGCAGCUCAUUGAAGGACUGGAACGGCUGCGUUUGGCAGGUUUACCGACUGGACGUCUUCCUCCUCCUCGAGCUUUCACACCACUCUUGGAUGUACCAGUGGACACUUACAUCACAGACUCGCUCCGUAAUCGUUCACUGAGUCCUGCUCGGCCCAGCUGGACACACUCAGAGUCUCCUCACAGCGCCGAACGCACCGGACGCUCCCCCCAGAGAAAAGACAACGGUUUCCCCAGGACAUCACACCAUGACUCUUUAUCCAGCAGGGGUGAUUCUGUCCCAGAGCGAGGGAGAUCCCCUUAUAGGAAUGGACAUCGAAUGAAAUCAGACAAAUCCCAGAAUGGUAAAGAGGUAAAGCAUACCGUAAUGAGUGCACAGCGCCGGAGUAGGACACCAUUGACCCAGGUUUUUGCGCCCAGCUCGGAUCAGGGCUGGAAAGAACCAGUGAAUGGACACUCAGACAGCCAAGAAACCCCACCAGAGCAGGAGUAUGAACUAACCACAGUUACUAUCUCCAAGACCAAACAGUCCCUUGGAAUAAGCAUCUCAGGUGGGAUUGAGUCAAAGGUGCAACCAAUGGUGAAGAUAGAGAAGAUCUUUCCAGGGGGAGCGGCAUCUACUAGUAAUGUUCUGAAGGCUGGAUUCGAGCUGGUGUCGGUAGACGGAGAGUCCCUCCAAGGUGUUACACAUCAGCAUGCGGUGGAUGCCAUUCGGAGGGCUUUCAGCAACAAGGCCAAAGACCCCAUGGAGUUUAUCGUCAAAGUUCCCAAGAACCCGAGAGACUGACUGAAAGCAGCCUGAAACUCAAUGAGUUUGUAGUAAAGGCCUCAAUAUUAAUAAGGCAAAGCUCUCUUUCAUUCUUCACUUGAGUUAAAAGAAAUUUGAAAUACAUGAGCAGUGGUAAACUGUUUGUAAACAUCAUGAUGCCGCCCACACUGGUGAGAGCAGCAAUUAGAUGGAUAUGUAAAUAUGUGCAGCACACACUUCUCUCAAAAUGACAGUGGUGAGAAAACAGCAGUUUAAGGAAUAGUUCACCCAAAAGUGAAAAUUUGCUCAGGAUUUACUCAUUUAGCUUCAGAUUUACCCUCAAGCCAUCUAAGAUGUAGAUGAGUUGGUUUCUUAAUUGAAACAGAUUUGGAGAAAUAACAUUUUAACACUUGCUUAUCAAUGGAUCAGUGAAUGGGUGCCAUCAGAAUGAGAGUCCAAAGCUGAUAAAAACAUCACAGUAAUCCUCAAGUAAUCUACAUGACUUUAGUCUGGAUAUUCUGAGGGUUGGUAAAUUAUCAGCAAAUUUUCUGUAUUUUUGGGGUGAACCAUUCCUUUAAGAAAGCUGCUGAUCAUAGCGAAGUGGAUAUGUUUGCACAGGCUCUGCAAUUUGGCACUCCAGUCAAGUCAUGUCAUAUUUUUAUAGCAGAUUUACAGUACUAAACAUGGAAUAAACAGUAACAGUGUCACUUAGAAA
Molecule: messenger RNA, 4148 nt
Organism: Carassius carassius (crucian carp)
Lineage: Eukaryota; Metazoa; Chordata; Actinopteri; Cypriniformes; Cyprinidae
Product: PDZ domain-containing protein 7-like
Exons: 16
Coding region: 653-3472 (939 amino acids)
Biological process (GO): sensory perception of sound; auditory receptor cell stereocilium organization
Cellular component (GO): stereocilium tip; plasma membrane; stereocilia ankle link complex
Molecular function (GO): protein binding
Source: RefSeq, a predicted model, not a curated record